AUGAUAGGGGGCAUCCUAAUCUCGCUGAUCCUAACCACGGAGGUGCGGAGGAAUUUUCUGUAUAAGAGCCACUUGACAUACCUGUGGCUGCUCCUAACGUUGCUGUGCAGCGUGCUGGUUGUCUCUCUCCUGGCACUCAGCAGGAGGGGAUAUAAAACCAAGUGGAAGAUUAAAGGGAAGGUCUUCCCUCCGGGGGAUGAACGUCAAGCAAGUGCACUUAGAGCUGGCCACCCAUUUGGGAGCUUCACCAUCGGGGCGUAUCACCACAGGGAGAAUAUCCCACCAGGGCUUCUGAACCAAAAGGGGGAUCCCCCAUUUCUGCGUUUGCACGAGAAGGGGGUCAUUGGCCCUUGGCAGUUGCUCCUGCAGAUACAUCGAGACAACUUCUUCCCGUCGUUUUUCUUCCCCUUCCUCUCGGCCCUGCUGGCUUCGAAAUUUGACGUUUUGAGCUCUGGCGCGGCGAAGCUCUCCCUCGCCCUCGUGAACGAGUUCCUCCUCGGCAGCGUCUUCCUGCGAUACGUGCGGGUGAACGCCUGGGCCUACCUCCUCUUCCACGGCCUCCUCUUCCUCGCGACGCUUGGUGCAUUGCGAAUUCAAGAGAGCUUGGCCACCUGUUCCCUCUGGUUUGCACUCAACUUUGGCUUCUACCACAUGAUCGCCAUAGGGGCCUUUCGGCUGACGGAUGGGGUGUUUUCCUUCCUGGAGGGGGCCACGGUGAGCGUGGCGGGGACCCUCCUCCUGGACGCUUGCGCAUACGGCCUUUUCCACGAGCACCUGGACGGGGGUGUCGUUCCGAGUGUGUUGGCUGUCUUCCUCAGUGGGGUGGCCCUCAGUUUGACCCUCUACGCCGCGUGCUGCGCGUACCUGCUGCGGAAGGCGGACGACCAGAAGGGGAAGCUCCUCUUCGCCUCGCUGGCGUUCCUUCUGUACAACCUCCUCAACCUCGGCGCCAGACGAUACGACUCCGUGAGUGAAGUGGAGACCACCGCGAUGCAAACCUUGGUCCACCUGCUAUGGCACCAGCGGAAUUACAUUUUAAUUUUCGCCUGGCUGGUCAUCACCACUCUGUACGUAGCCUACAUUGCCCAGUUGGCGAGGAGAAAGGGGAACCUGUCUUACCUGCGGAAGCACUACCAUUUCCUGCUCUUUGUGAAUGCCCAGAUGUCUUUUUUCUCCGGGAAGGCGGAGCUCCUUGUGGUGGCCCUCUCCUUCGCGUUUCUCCUGCUGCUGCUCCUGGAAGUCGCGCGAAAAAUCUGCGAGGCGCUGUCGCCGAAUCACAACACGCUGCACAAGUUCAUCACCAGGUUUAUUGACGACAGAGAUAGGAGGGGCCUGGUCGUCACGCACAUUUACCUCUUGGCCGGGGUGUACCUCCCAAUCGUGGCGGACGCACUGCUGAACAGCCAGAACUACCUGCGCAAGGGAACCCGAAGUGUCUUCCUCUUCCGAGACGCAGACCUGAUUCUCUACAGCUCGGGGCUGAAUGCCAUUUGCAUAGGCGACUCAUUUGCCGCCAUCGGGGGGCUUCUCUUCCCCACCCCGAAGAUCAAAAACACGAACAACAAGUCGUACGCAGGAUUUCUCUUUUUUUUUUGUUCUACAUUUUUGUCGCUUUUGCUUGAGAGCUACUUCGUUCAAAAAACGCCGUUGGCCAGCUUGACCGCCAUUUUUAUGAUAUCCCUCUUCGGCGCCCUAUUCGAGGCAUACCUCCACGACAUAGAUAAUUUGAUACUGCCCAUGUUCACCUUUUGCGUACCAUCGGACAUUACAAUUCUCGAGCACAAGUACGCAAGAAAGAAUGAAAAGAGAAGAAUCAAUUUUUUUAAGAAGCUGUUUAUCCAUUGUUCCUUUUUUACCAUUGGAAAUAACUGCAACAAGUUGAGCAGCCAUGACGUGAUUAAGGUCCUUUCGAAUGUGUACGCAGAUGAUCCAAGUGAAAGUAAAAAUCUUAAUUCGGUUAACAUUAUGAACAUUUUAAAUACAAGACAGAGGGACAUCGAGAAGCAGGUCCAGUGCAAGCUGUUCUCCUUUCUGGGCUUCCUGCUGCUGCCCCUGUACAGCCUGAACAAGUUCAAGUACUACGACGCCAAGAGCAAAAUGAUCGUCGCGCCCUUUUUUUCCAUCGCGGGGAUUUACCUGGGCUCCUUCCUCGGGAACGUGGCCACCGGCAGAUUUUCGGACUACAAACGAUCGAAGUUCCUUGGGACGCUACCGGCACACGUUUUUUUGAAGGAGUGA
Molecule: messenger RNA, 2238 nt
Organism: Plasmodium vivax (malaria parasite P. vivax)
Lineage: Eukaryota; Apicomplexa; Aconoidasida; Haemosporida; Plasmodiidae
Exons: 18
Coding region: 1-2238 (745 amino acids)
Biological process (GO): dolichyl monophosphate biosynthetic process
Cellular component (GO): endoplasmic reticulum membrane
Molecular function (GO): dolichol kinase activity
Source: RefSeq, a predicted model, not a curated record